AGCAAUGAAGAACGACGACGUCCAUUCAUUUUUCUUGGUCGUCGUCCUCGUGCUUGCGGCGGCCUUGUCGCCCGCAGUCGCCACCGCCGCCCAGUGGCAGCUCCUGAAGAGUAGCAUUGGCGUCUCAGCGAUGCACAUGCAGCUUCUCCCCAACGACCGCGUCGUCGUCUUUGACCGCACAGACUUCGGCCCGUCCAACCUUUCCCUCCCUGAUGGCCGAUGCCGCGACGACCCCCGCGACUGGACGCUCAGCCACGACUGCACCGCGCACGCCGCCGAGUACGACGUGGCUACCAAUGCUGUGCGCGCCCUCACCUUGGAGACCGACCCCUGGUGUUCCUCCGCCACCCUCGACCCGGACGGCCGCCUCGUCCAGACCGGCGGCGCCAACGACGGUGAGCGCGCUGUCCGCUACUUCAACCCCUGCUUUGACUGCGACUGGAAGGAGGAACCCGCCGGACUCGCCGCCCCGCGUUGGUACGCCACCAACCACGUCCUCCCUGACGGCACUGCCAUCGUCGUCGGCGGCCGCUCCCAACCCAGCUUCGAGUUCGUCCCUAAGAACAGAAUUACCUCCGCCGUAGUCCUUCCUCUGCUCCGCGACACCAACGACCACGGCGAGCUCAACAACCUCUACCCAUUCGUCUACCUCAACGUCGACGGCAACCUCUUCAUAUUUGCCAAUAACCGCUCCAUCCUCUUCAACUACAACACCAACACCGUCGUCCGUGAGUACCCACCAACCCCCGACGGUGACCCCCGGAAUUACCCCUGCACCGGCUCCUCUGUUCUCCUUCCCCUGCCGCCAUCGGGAGACAACGUCCAAGUCCUCAUCUGCGGCGGCGCCCCGCGCGGCGCGUUCGUGAAGGCCUCCACUCAGAAGCUCUUUGUCGGAGCGCUCAAAACGUGUCUCAGGAUGGGCAUCAACGACCCCUCGCCGACAUGGUCGAUCGAGACCAUGCCUUCGUCGCGGGUGAUGGGCGACAUGGUCCUCCUUCCCGACGGCGACGAGGUGCUCAUUGUCAACGGCGCCGCGGCCGGGUCCGCCGGGUGGGAACUCGGCCGCGACCCAGUCUUGGCGCCGGUGGGGUAUCGGCCCGGCGCCCCGGCCGGAGUCCGGUUCGAGGUCAAGACCCCAACCACGGUGCCGAGGAUGUACCACUCCUCGGCCGUGUUGCUCCGGGAUGGCCGGGUGCUCGUCGGCGGCAGCAACCCGCACGCAUUCUACAACUUCACCGGCGUGGACUACCCGACAGACCUCAGCCUGGAGGCCUACUCGCCGGAGUACUUAGCGCCAGAGAAAGCGGAGCUGCGGCCAAGGGUGGUUGCGGCGCCGAAGGACUUGGUGUACGGGGAGCGUUUCACGGUGCGGUUCGACGUGGCGGCGGUGAACGAGAAGCAGGUGCGGGUGACAAUGUUGGCGCCGUCCUUCGCGACGCACUCGUUCUCGAUGAACCAGAGGCUGCUGAUCUUGGAGGCCGAGGAGACGGCCCCUGCAGUAGAAGAAGAUGAAUGGGUGUACGAGGUGGCGGUAGUGGCGCCGAGGUCGGCGUUCAUAGCGCCGCCAGGGUAUUACAUGUUGUUCAUUGUGAACGGAGGGAUACCGAGCGAGGGAAUCUGGGUCCAUAUCCAACCGCAAUAGUCGAUUAAACGUGCACCAAAUGCAUGAUAAAUUGAAGUAGUAUAUGCUUAAUUAAUUAAUUAAUUAACUUAAAAACCAAGUUAAUUAAGUUAAGUAUGCCGUUAAUCACUCUUCGAUUUCAGCUUAUGAAAUAAUGAAAGACAAAGACUUAA
This is a messenger RNA of Zingiber officinale, 1794 nucleotides long. RefSeq names its product aldehyde oxidase GLOX-like. The record is from RefSeq and is a predicted model, not a curated record. Bases 5 to 1642 code for a protein of 545 amino acids. The transcript has a single exon. NCBI's taxonomy places the organism in Eukaryota, Viridiplantae, Streptophyta, Magnoliopsida, Zingiberales, Zingiberaceae.